Molecule: messenger RNA, 1650 nt
Organism: Fusarium coffeatum
Lineage: Eukaryota; Fungi; Ascomycota; Sordariomycetes; Hypocreales; Nectriaceae
Exons: 5
Coding region: 1-1650 (549 amino acids)
Source: RefSeq, a predicted model, not a curated record
AUGCGUUCCCUUUUGAGCUUUGCCACUGCGGCUGCCCUUCUUGCUGAUGGUGUUGUUUCGCAACAAGCACCUACCGUAACGGUCAAGAACGGUACUCUCGAGGGUCGUUAUGAGCCUGGAUACAAGCAGGAUCUGUUCCUCGGUAUCCCUUUCGCUCAACCUCCCGUUGGACAACUUCGAUUCCAGAACCCUCAGAGCUACAAUGAGACAUUCGAUAAGCUUGAGGUUAAGAAGUAUGGUGACUCUUGUGUCGGUUAUGGUAACUCUCCCGAUCAAGGUGCUGCUACUUUCAGCGAGGACUGUCUCACUCUAAACGUCGUUCGUCCUUCGGGCGUCAGUGCAAAUGAGACACUUCCCGUUGGUGUCUUCAUCCACGGUGGAGGCUGGACCAUGGACUUUGCUGCCAAUGGCGCUUACAACAUGACUUUCAUGGUCGAGGAGGCUGUCAAGGCCGGAAAGCCCUUUGUCGCUGUUUCUGUCGCCUACCGUCUUGCUUUCUGGGGUUUCAUGGCCAGCAAAGACGUCAUGGACGCCGGCGUCGCCAACCUCGGUCUAAAGGACCAGCGCCUCGCCCUCAACUGGGUCAAGGAAAACAUCGGCGCUUUCGGCGGUGACGCCUCCAAGGUCACUAUCUUCGGCGAGAGUGCUGGCGGUGGUAACGUCGGUUACCAAGCGACCGCCUACGGAGGUCGUGACGACAAGCUGUUCCGCGGUAUCAUCGCCCAGUCUGGCGCUGACGGUACUGACAUGAAGAACCUGACCCAGCCCGAGAAGCGCUACAAUAUCAUUGCCGAAGCAGCUGGCUGCGGUGAUGCCUCUGACAAGCUCGCUUGUUUGCGUGAGGUUUCGUUCGAGAAGCUGAAUGCUACUAGCACCAAGGUUCCCGGCAACUUCUAUCCCGUUGUCGACAACGAUUUCAUCCCCGAUUAUCCUUCCACCCUUCUCGAGAACGGCAAGUUCGUCAAGGUUCCUCUCAUCACUGGUACCAACGCCGACGAGGGUAGUUUCUUCGCCGGUCCUGGUGCUUCGACUGAUGAGGAAGUCGCUGCUUCUAUCAUGUCCAACGGUCCUGAUGCCAACACCACUGAGACCUUGAUGGCUCUGUACCCUAACAUUGACGCUCUUGGUCUUCCUUCUGGAUAUCGUCGUAAGGCGAGUGACUCUGUCAAGGCUCAGUUCAAGCGUAUGGUUGCUUUGCAGGGUGAUCAGCUGUUUACUAGCUGGCGACGAAGACGCUCUGAUGCUUGGUCCAAGUAUGAUGUGCCUGCUUACACUUAUCUCUUUGAGUCUCCCAACAUCAACAUGCCUCCUCAAAUCGGAACUCCUCACUUCGUCGAGAUCGCCUAUGUCUUUUACAACAAGCUUGGUCAAGGUUACGGAAAGAACAUGGGUCCUUUCUACAACGCUCCUCAGAAUGUUCUUGACCUUGCUCAGCUCGUUACACGCAUGUGGAUCAGCUUCAUCACCGAGGGCAACCCCAACGAACACGGCCUCGAGAACGUUCCUGAGUGGCCUGUCUUCAACAAUGGAGGUGGUUACGGACACAACUUCUACUUCAACCCCAACGGAUCCAGCGUUGAGCCUGAUACCUACCGAUUGGCUGGUACUACUUUCAUGAACUCUGUUACUCGGGAGCAGUAUGGCAGGUAA